This is a messenger RNA of Funneliformis geosporum, 228 nucleotides long. NCBI's taxonomy places the organism in Eukaryota, Fungi, Glomeromycota, Glomeromycetes, Glomerales, Glomeraceae. The record is from the annotation of a GenBank genome assembly.
AGUAAAAGGGCAAGGGAAAAUGAUGAUGAUGAGGGAGAAGCGUAUGCAACACGUGAUAAAGAACGAAAACACGUAAAGUUAGUAAUGGAAACGGAUGAACAACGUGAAAAAUGUCUAAGUUACUAUCAUGGACGAAGAACUUACCUGAAAGAUAUUCAAAAUACAAUGAUUUGUGACUUGAAUACACAGAACCAGCAACUGCAGCAAAAGUCUCAAGGUAGUGCGUAG